Molecule: messenger RNA, 923 nt
Organism: Cercospora beticola
Lineage: Eukaryota; Fungi; Ascomycota; Dothideomycetes; Mycosphaerellales; Mycosphaerellaceae
Source: RefSeq, a predicted model, not a curated record
CCCAGCACUACUUCACAACUUGAGCAGUGAACAUUUAUCAAAGACACGAGAAUCGGAACAUUACCUCGUUCACCUUCUACAACUUCUACAACACCACCAACAACAAUGUCUGGACUCUGGAACAAGGACCGCCCAAGCGACAACGAGGUCAAAGCCGCACAGCAAGCCGCUACCCUCGAUAGAAUGCGAAGAGGUCUCAUCCCAGGCACCUGGCUCCAAUUGUCCGCUGCCGUCCCUCAAGAGAAGACAUCCCCUCUUGCUCUUUCACCAAAAGACACCCUACCAUCUCCAGCCAUGAGUGCCGGCAAGAAUGAGCAAGCCGUCGCAGAUCUCGUCCUCGACGAUGGAGGAUUUCUAAGCAACCACGCCCCGGCUUCCCGCUCAUCUUCGAUCAGCAGCGCCGCCUCAGUCAGCACCAGGUCUCCGGUUUUCAAGCCAGUCCCCACAGUCUGUGAGCGUGAGACUAUCGGUCUUGCUCGCUUCCGCGGCGAUUGAGCAUUACCUUACAGCUUCUAAGCAACAUCAGCCACGACAUCUCGAUGCUUCCGUCGACAUGUGUGCGUGAAGUGAAAGAUCACAACCGAGACACUAUCAUCGUCAUCAGGUUAGGCCUUUCGACGCCGUCUUGGCUCCGGCAUCCGGCUUAUGCUUAUCCCACCACCACAAGAAACACCAAGAACAAUGACAACACAUCAUCCGCUGCUUCCGCCAUCACUUCGCCCACUUCAUGAUACGAAUUAUUACCAAGAGCACGGGCAACUCUUGUGAUGACGAAAGCUGUUUUUCCUUGUCGGACACUCACAGAUCGAAGUUGGCCGAUGGUCUUUGUGUCGAAAGAUGGACCGGAUAUCUGGGAACAGAGAUAUAGUCGUGCGAAUGUCCUGAGGUAGCAUAGUGCGGAAUCGAACGACAUAUCUGACCCA